Molecule: messenger RNA, 333 nt
Organism: Enterobius vermicularis (human pinworm)
Lineage: Eukaryota; Metazoa; Nematoda; Chromadorea; Rhabditida; Oxyuridae
Source: the annotation of a GenBank genome assembly
AUGUUAUCGGCUAAAUCGACAACAAUGACAAUGAUUGGAGUGGAAAUUGUUUUGGCCUGUACAGCAUUUAUUGCUUCAUUUUCGAUACUUUGUGCUCAGCUACAGUCAACAUCUGCGUAUAAGGAUAAGCAAAAACCCAGUAUACCACUUAUAAUGGUUUGUAUUAUUAGUUUCUUAUCGAUAGCCACAACAGCCUAUACAUAUAUGGGUUUUUCAAGGCAUAAUGCUAUGCUAAUGUUGCCACAUAUAAUUGUUCGGGUAAGAGCCAACCGUCACCUUUGUCUCCCCCAUUUUUUACAUUAUGCAUUUAAUCAGGUAAAGCUGUUAGGCUAA